This is a messenger RNA of Lycium ferocissimum, 1323 nucleotides long. RefSeq lists its product as uncharacterized. The transcript has a single exon. The coding region runs from base 202 to 975 and encodes 257 amino acids. The record is from RefSeq and is a predicted model, not a curated record. NCBI's taxonomy places the organism in Eukaryota, Viridiplantae, Streptophyta, Magnoliopsida, Solanales, Solanaceae.
UAAUAAUUUCUCUUCAAUUUCAUUUUACAAUUCUCUCUCUUGAACAAUUGCUCUUAAAUUCGAUUCUCUCUCGACAAUUGCUUCUUAUCCACGCCAAUAAAACUAAUUCUCCUUUCCCAAUAUCUAAAGCCUAAAAGAAAUUUCAUUUUUUGAGAAAGUUGAACAACAACAAAAAAUAAAAUAAAAAAUCAGGUCUUGAUAAUGGAUCGUUUUAGGGAUGAAGAAGAGCGAGAAAUAAUCCAUCAUAAACCAAAACCAUCAAUUCUCAAUAGAUCAAUUACUGUUCAUAACACCCAAAACCCAAUUCAAUUCCCUGAUAAACAACCCCUUUAUUUCUACCCAUCACCUCCUUCAUUUGAACGUAAUGGGUCCUUCAAAAAACAAUCAACGCCCAAUUCUCUCAAAGGAACCGUUAAAAAACUAUGUUCCCUUUUCGAGUCUCGUAAACCCUUGAAUUUACAGCCUCAAACCCCCACAAAGCCUGUAAAAACCGUCGAUUCGAGGGUUCCAUCGUUGCCUGGAACGGAGGACAGUGUCGUAAUUUACUUUACGAGUCUCCGUGGUAUUCGGAGAACGUUUGAGGAUUGUUAUACUGCUAGAAUGAUCUUGAAGAGUUUUCGGGUGAAAAUCGAUGAAAGGGAUAUAUCGAUGGAUAGUGCGUAUAAGAAGGAAUUACAGAGUGUUUUGGGUGAAAAGAAUGUAACUUUACCGCAAGUUUUCGUUAAAGGGAAGUACAUUGGUGGAGCUGAAGUGAUUAAGCAAUUAAAUGAAGUGGGGGAGUUGUCGAAAUUGUUAAGAGGACUUCCACUUAGGCCAAUUGGGUAUACUUGUGAAGGAUGUGGGGAUAUGCGGUUUUUACCUUGCUCGAAUUGUGAUGGAAGUCGGAAAUAUUUCGAUGAGGAUGAAGAACAGCUUAAGAGAUGUCCCGAGUGCAAUGAGAACGGGUUGGUUCGUUGCCCUCUUUGUUGUUCUUGAUUUGAGCAAUAGUAUAAUAAUAAGUUAACUAUAUUACAAGCCUGUCUGCCAAUAGUUUUCGGUUUGUGCAGGUAGUUUUAUUUGAGGGUUGAAUAGCUUUUGCUGCGUGUCUUAAGGCAAAAGUAAUGGUUGUUUUAGUUUUUUAAUUGACAUAUAAGUGCUUGCUAUGUAUAUAUUGUUUGAAAAUACUUUGUUCCGUGGGAUGAAGGCUGGGUGGCUUUUACAUCCCCGUAUAGUCUUGUAAAUUUGCCAUCGAAUAUAUCGUGUGGUUUUUUGAUUGAAACCCUAGUUGCUUUCUUUAGCAACUGUUGUGAAAAUGAAAUAAAAGUUCCUUGUUGUAAAGGGCAA